GUACUUGUCUGUGAUCUCUCGUCACUCUUUGUAGGUGUGGAUUUAAGAGUCUGGCUAUAAAAAGGGUGCGAGUUAGUAUUAGAAUCCCAGCGAUAUACUGUGAUCCCGAAUAUCCCACCUACCUACUUUUCACACUAGCGUCCACUAUGUCUAAUCCCCGCGUCUGGUUCAUCACUGGUGCUUCAUCUGGCUUUGGUAGAUACAUGACAGAGCAUGUUAUGGCCAGUGGUGAUAUCGCCGUAGCCACCCUUCGCAAGCCAGAAGUACUAUCAGAGUUUGCAGCCAAGUACUCAAAAGACAGGCUGUUAGUCUUGCAACUUGACGUCUCGAAAAAAACCGACAUUGAGAAUGCAUUCGCUCGAGCUAUAGAGGCGUUCGGCAGAAUUGAUGUUGUGUUCAAUAACGCCGCGUAUGGUUUGUUUACAGAAGUUGAAGGAACCCCUGAGGAUCUUGCUCGCACCAUGUUCGAGGUCAAUUUCUGGGGAGCUGCUAAUGUCGCGCGGGCUGCUGUACGAACGUUCAGGGAAGUCAACGCGCCUGGAAAAGGGGGGGUCUUGCUACAAAUAUCCUCUUUGGGUGGACUAGUAGCACACCCGUCUGUUGUGUAUUACGGUGCUAGCAAACAUGCAUUGGAAGGCUUCAGCGAAGGGCUCGCUGGAGAGGUUGACCCCGCUUGGAACAUCAGAGUCUGUAUUGUUGAGCCAGGAGGCUUCCGCACCGAAGGUGUCAGCAACGGGAUACUUGUCCCUCAACAUCCUGCUUAUAUCAACCCAGAACUACCUUCGUCGAAACUGCGUGCUGACAUUGAAAGGCACGGUGGGUCCUGGCAGGGGGAUGCAAAAAAGGGUGUGCGGGUGAUAUAUCAAGUGGCUAGUGGAGAUAAAAUACCCCUACGACUGCCUCUGGGGAUGGAUGCUGUGGCAGGAACACGAGAAGUAGGCCAGAGGCUCGUAGCCGCGGCAGACGAGAGCGAGCUAUUCUCAGCUGAUCUGCUCAUCGACUCAACCAACUGAGAAAUCAAGUUUCCGUGUCGACAAGUUGUACAUCAGUAAUAUAUGCUUCCAUAGCGGAGAGUAUUGUCAUAAAUGCAUGAAUAAAAUAACGGAAAUUCGAAA
Serpula lacrymans var. lacrymans S7.9 is the source of this 1115-nucleotide messenger RNA. RefSeq lists its product as uncharacterized. Gene Ontology annotation, molecular function: oxidoreductase activity. The record is from RefSeq and is a predicted model, not a curated record. The transcript has 5 exons. Lineage: Eukaryota; Fungi; Basidiomycota; Agaricomycetes; Boletales; Serpulaceae. Bases 147 to 1013 code for a protein of 288 amino acids.